This is a messenger RNA of Salvia hispanica, 569 nucleotides long. NCBI's taxonomy places the organism in Eukaryota, Viridiplantae, Streptophyta, Magnoliopsida, Lamiales, Lamiaceae. The record is from RefSeq and is a predicted model, not a curated record.
UCCAAAAUAUAAGCAACCAGCAAACACAAAUAUGAAUGCAUCAGCAAACCAGAAGGAAUCUGGGGAUGGUGGUGUUGGACAGAGGCAAAUGAAAAAGGUAGAGACCGUUGAUAUUUGCGAAUCGGCCGGGCAAAGGCAAGAGCCGGUUAGGCGCGUGCAGGUUGUGCACGAGGUGCAUCCCCAACCGGCUCCUGCCUCAAAGACAAGCGGCGGCAUUUUGUCAAAUGCCGCCGCCUCUGUCGUCUCUACCCUCGAGUCGGCCAAGGAUACUCUCCAGAGAAAAUAGAUCAACAUCAUUCAUAAUAGUACAUCAUUUUUCAUUGCAAAUGGCAAUGAUUUUGUAAGGCCACAUUAUGUAUAGUGUUUGUUCAUAUGAAAAUUGAAAAUGGUUAAAAUAUGUAGAGUUAAUAGUACCCAUAAUUAUUGAGGUAGUGUUGUCACAAGUUACAUAGCUUUAUUUUGUUGUGAAGCAGAAGCCUGCCCUCAAUGCUUACUCAUUUACUACAAUAUAUUCUCUCAUUACCAAUCUUUAUCUGUAAAAGUAAAUGCUAAAUUUAUGUUUUGACACA